GCGGACGCGGCCCGGGCCCUGCCCGAGGCCAUCGCCGCGUUGAGUCAGACUCUGCCUGCCGGACCCAGCCCCGAGACCUUCCGCCGCGCCAAGUUCGACCGUCCGGAGGCGGCCCCCGCGCUCUGGCGGCUGCUCUUCCGCGUGCUCUCGCCGCAGCUGGCCGACGGCGCCUCGGCCUCAUUCUCCCCGGAGGCCCAGGUCCGCUCUGUGAAGUUGGCGCUGCGCACCCAGGGCUACCCUAGGCGGGCCCUGGCACAACUCCCGGACGACGGCUCCCAGGGCGGCCGCGAGCUGCUGCUGGCCCUGGCCUGGCUCCUGGCCCGCGGGCCCCUGCCCGAGCGGCUGCUGACCCAGAACCGCGUGCAGCUGGGAGAUGAGAUGCCCGUGUGCGAGUGCGAGGCCCUGGCCAGCCCUGGUCCUCCUGCCCCCAGCGUGGAAGCAGACGGCUGUGUGGACAUCCGCCACCUGCAGUGGCUGAUGGGAAAGCUGCGGUUCCGGUGGCGAAACCUGAUGGCCAGUCAGCAGGAGCAGUGCGCCCUCCUGGGCAAGAUCCACUCAUAUACCCGUGGCUGCCACAGCGACCGCAGCCUUGGCCACCUGUCUGUCACCGAAACGGAGCUGCUCAGAGACCCGGAGGGUGGCCGGCAGCUGCUGCGGAGGCUGGAGAGGGAGAACGCACGGCUGCAGGCGGCCCUCGAGUGGCGGCGCCGGGAGCUGGUCUUCUGGCGGUGGAUGGACACGGUCCUGGAUGCCUGCCCCCCUGAGGCCUCACAGCCCACGUUUCUGCCCAGGAUCCCCACGCCAGGGGCUGGAGCGUUGGAGCCCCUGGUGCGGGAGCUGCAGGCCCUGCAGGGAGAGCUGCGAGAGGCGGUGGAGGCCCGGCGGGCGGCCUGGGAGGCCGGGGUCGGAGGCUGUGGGCCCGAGUGGAGCACCACAAGGACGGCCUUGCGGGAGGCCGUGGGGCAGGACCUGGCCGCUCUGCGGCAGGCCUGCGAGCGAGGCAGCGGCUGCAGCCUGGCCCAGCCCCACGGGCCCCACCGGCUGGUGAGGACUGAGGCUGGGGCGCCCGGGGACCCAGGCCUGCGAGCCCCUGAAGUGAUUGAGGCGCUGAGGAGCCGGGAGGCCCACCUGGAGGUGGUGCUGCACCAGCUCCAGGGCCAGUGUCGGCAGGAGCUGGCCAGGCUGGUGGGAGCCCCACCCGGCUCCGUCUGGAUCCUGCCACCUGGACGCUGA
Messenger RNA from Lipotes vexillifer (Yangtze River dolphin), 1233 nucleotides. It is a transcript of the gene TEDC1, whose product is annotated as tubulin epsilon and delta complex 1. The record is from RefSeq and is a predicted model, not a curated record. The transcript is spliced from 8 exons. Lineage: Eukaryota; Metazoa; Chordata; Mammalia; Artiodactyla; Lipotidae. The annotation marks the transcript as partial.